Molecule: messenger RNA, 1589 nt
Organism: Nematostella vectensis (starlet sea anemone)
Lineage: Eukaryota; Metazoa; Cnidaria; Anthozoa; Actiniaria; Edwardsiidae
Product: mitochondrial ubiquitin ligase activator of NFKB 1
Exons: 3
Coding region: 104-1132 (342 amino acids)
Biological process (GO): organelle organization; protein ubiquitination
Molecular function (GO): ubiquitin-protein transferase activity
Source: RefSeq, a predicted model, not a curated record
CUGGGGACAAGGCGCCAUGUUUUUUUUCGUGUUGCACUGUUUUUGGCUUCUUCCUUGUUGUCUUUAAUCUUCCGUGAUACCGAAGCUUGAAUUGACUGAUAACAUGACAGAGCUGUAUUGUAUUGUCGGGGGGAUUGGAAGUGCUGCCUUGUCAGUUAUCUGUUAUGCCGUUUAUAGGAAUCGUUCGAGCGUGCUUCACGCCGUAGAGGGAGCAGCUAACAUAGACAUUAGUAGUGCACUGACAGCAUUACAAGCUAGGGAAGAUAAAUGUAUUCCAUAUGCCGUGAUUACUGGUGAAGCACAUCCACUGAAAUGGGAUGAUUUGAUUGAAAGCUCAUAUAAGCAAGGGGUCAAAGGGCUUAUUCAGGAAGUGAAGAUUUUGGAACAUAAGAGUGAAUAUAGCAAAUCCUCCAGAACUUGGUUCAAUUCUCAAAGACUCCUAAGCAUGGCAACAGAUGCCAUCCCAUUUAUCCUUCGGGGCCCAUAUUAUGGAUUUGUGAAAGUUACAGAACCACUAAAGGCUCGCAACUUGGAUCUCAAAGUCAUCUAUGAUAAAUUUGAGCCAGCUGAUUCUACUCUGGGUAAGACACUGAUGGACUGGGUAAGUGGAGAUAAAACUAAAGGAUUCCAGGCUGUGGAAAGGAUGCUGUGUCCGGGAACAACACUUACGGGAAUAGGUGAGCUAUCCUUGUCAGAGGGAGGAGUGCAGAUAUCUCCACCAUCAAACAGCUUGCCUUACUAUCUAACACAGCUAAGCGUUGAAGCCAUCAUCAAACAACUCAAGUCAUCUAGAAAGACCUGGAUGGUCUUGAGUGCUAUUUUCGCGUGUGGAGGAAGCAUCCUUUUGCUAGUCGUCUUGUAUAAAGCAUGGUCAAGACGUCGAGAGAGGGCUAGACGUGAACGAGAAGUUGAACCGUGGAAUUUCCGGGAGGCUGCAAGAGUGGAGGUGAACAUUCCAGACAUGGACGAAAACCAAGGAACGCAGUGUGUUAUUUGUCUUGAGAAUCAGCGCAAUGUAGUGCUCCUGAAUUGUGGUCAUGUAUGUUCAUGUAGGACAUGUGCACAGCAAAUCCAUCAGUGUCCUGUGUGCAGGGGAGAUAUAGUUCGCAUGGUGCCCAUUUACCAGAGCUAAUAAUGCAGUAGCAAACAUGUAGUUUAAAUUGAGUUGGUGUAUUAAAAAAGGCAGACGAGUUUGUAUAUAACAGACCUGAUAAGGUCAGAACUAGUCUGGCUGAUGCUGCCACUACUGAAAAUCAAGCUUAUAUACACUAAAGGUCAACGAAUGCACUGGUAUACUAUAGAUGUUGAAAAAGUGGCGGCUUCAACUGCAAGACAAUAUCUUUAAGUUGAAUCAAAUUUCUAUUAGGUAUUCUAUUAAUUGGACUUACUAAGCACAUGAGCUUUUGGGUGGAAAACUUAUGCCUUUUAAACGAAACACUUUAUUUAAACAACAUAAAGCUCACCCAUUUUCUGUCUGGCUAUGUGACGAAAGCUGACGUUAAUGUUGUUAUUCUUCUGCUUCUGAGAGAGUGCAAGUUUGCCAAUGAAAAUACAGAGUAUGAGGAAAUAAUAAAACCAUGGCACCUGUA